AUGGAGGAAAGGUCUGAGUCGCGAGCUUCAGGCACAACAUACCAUAGCUUUGCAGACACGGAGUUGUUUGAGCCUAUGUCUCCCCCUCGACCACCGGUUACCCACGAUACAGCCAGUCUUCAACACCUCGAGCACCUUCAACAUGAGCUUCAGCGUCAGCAGCGUGAGGCUCCGAGUAGCAAGGACUGGGUGAGAGAGCGUCGACCUGGCACGGCAAAGAUGCAGCGACAGGAUUCAGGCUAUGAGUCAAACACGCCCCGACGAACCUCUACCUCUAACACCUCCCACGGCGGGUCUACUAUCAACAACGCUCACCUUCUUGUUGGCCGCCGCUCGUCAAAUGGUUCUUCCAAGGACGGUAGCGGUAGUGGCAGUGGUAGUAGCAACGGCUCAGGAGUGAGAUCUCGUUUCAGAGAUCGUCGCCCUUCGCUCCGUCGAGCAGCAAAGACUCAUCCCGUUCAACCAACACGCACAUCCAACCAAUCCCUCCACCUCGUACGCACCGCAACAGCUACUUCUCCCCCCAAACAAUCCGCCGCAUUCUUCCACUUCCCAUCGCCAGAUCCCAUUCAACUCGCCGACACUGUUCCCGACCGCCGCGUGCAACCCACGCCCAUCCCCUCACCACCGCCUCAGACAACACACUACUGGACCAGCGACCGCACCCGCCGUCUUGAAUACGCCGCCAUCGACGCUGCGACGCGCGGUGUCAAGGGCUGGGUGCUGCGACAUCUCGUGCCUGAUUGUUUUGUGUCGUGCGAGAAUAAACAUGUCUCGUUCGAUGAUGAUUCAGGCAGCGUGAGAAGGUAUAGACUUGAGCUUGAGGAUGAUCAUGUUGAGAAGGCGGGAGGAAAGUGUGUGCGGCGACGCAAGGCAUGGAAAUUCUGGCGUCGCAGAAAGGUCGAUGCUCAACCUACGGCCUACAUCUGA
This is a messenger RNA of Fusarium subglutinans, 930 nucleotides long. RefSeq lists its product as uncharacterized. The transcript has a single exon. The record is from RefSeq and is a predicted model, not a curated record. The coding region runs from base 1 to 930 and encodes 309 amino acids. Lineage: Eukaryota; Fungi; Ascomycota; Sordariomycetes; Hypocreales; Nectriaceae.